Xylaria bambusicola is the source of this 2967-nucleotide messenger RNA. RefSeq lists its product as uncharacterized. The transcript has a single exon. The record is from RefSeq and is a predicted model, not a curated record. Bases 377 to 2602 code for a protein of 741 amino acids. NCBI's taxonomy places the organism in Eukaryota, Fungi, Ascomycota, Sordariomycetes, Xylariales, Xylariaceae.
AGUCAACUCUACCUGCACUCAGCCGGGCAAGGGAGCGUAGGCAUCGACUUGUAGUCCAGUCUGUCCAGUCAUGUAGGCUUUUGCUGGGGACCGACGUGCAGAGUGUCGAUCCAUCCAUGUCACGUCACGCCCCGUUCGCUCCCAGUCUCUGUGCCGUGGCAUGGCAGGCGGAGCAACGGGGUUCAAGCACAAAUGCAUAUACUUACCUACCUACCUACCUGCCUGCCUGCCAUGCUGCCCCUGUCGUUGCCUGUCCUCCCUGGCGGCAUACUUACAUGACCAGCCUCAUAAUACCCCAGACUAAGUCCAUAUAUGAGAUGUCUCUUCCCGAGGUCUACAUGUUUGAUUACAUCCAUUUCCCUUGCAUAGCGCUGUCAUGAUGCUUUCUCGAUCGGGUCUGAGUAUCCGGAAGCUCAUACCCAACCGACGGUUGAGCGAUGAGGAUAUUAGUGGAGCCGAACUGAGGAAAGAAGAGAACUCCCUUGUUUCGAGGAUAGGUCAAGAUGGUGGCGGGAGUAUAUACGCGGCAAACAGACGAUCUAGUCGCAAAAAGCAAGCGCCGGCUCCGAUCAUAGCCACGAGCCCUCUGACACAUUCCGAUGUCUUAAGACCGCUACCACCGCUUCCGAGCGAGACACCACGUUCCUCAGCAAGCUCAUCCUGUAGAUGUGAGCGUCAUGCUAGGUGCGAUUGUCCAUUGUUGAAUUCGAGAAGAAGAUCGCCGCUCUAUACGAUAUCACCAAAGGAACCCAGAGAAGAAGUCACAUUGAUCUCUUGCGUCAACAGUAGUGACCCCGAUGAUUCUCUCACAAAUCAUAUUCCAAGAUCUCGGUUUAACUCGUUUAGCGACGCCACCUCAAAAGAAGAGGCGGCUCAAGCUUCGUCCCCUAGAAGAGAGGACAAAGUAGAGACGGUGAAGGAUCAGCAACCGGAUGGCACUUUAUCUCCAGGGCUCCUGAGCGACGUCAGACAAUUCAUGCAGGAGACCGAAGACGCUUUCAAAACUAUCGGUGUUACCCUGUCUGAAGUACCCGUUAACCAAGCUCCCAUCUUUCAGACCACAAAGACAUACUCUACGGAUGUAUCUGGCGACAUAGAACCUCCGCCACCUACUCCACCCCCAAAGGAAGUUCCAGUAUCGCUUUCAAAGAGCCCUCCGGGCAAAGCACCAUCCAUGUUCAGUUCUUCGCCUAAGAGUCCUCCCAAGGACAACCCCUCUUCACAGGUGCCCAAGAGGAAGCGAUCCAAAAAAUCCAAGAGAACAAGAUCCAUGAGGCCUUCACGGAAACCUACGGCGGCGAAACCAGCCGCCAAGAGUGGCCCACGAUGGACACUCACAGAAAAUGUUUCGGAACUGCUUACGGGCAAGCUGUUCCACAAAAUCGAAGUGGAUGAGAUGCUUACGCCCGACCAGAUCGAGGCGUUUAAGCAACAGAGGAUAACGAAAUUCCAAGUGGACAAAAUGGCAGAAGCGCUGGAACAAGAGUUGGCAGGGAGCAUACUAGAGCCUUUGCACCUCGACGAUUUUCCAUCGCCCCCCGGGUCAGCAGAUGCCGAUGCCCGCAUAGAGCUGCCAGCGGAAGAGAAACCCGAGAUUGCGUUUUCUGAAGGCGUCAUGCAGCGAAACCCCUCAUUCGAGAGACAGCAUACAUCUAGCACCCCUCCCAUUCCUGUCCGCCACCGGCCGACGUUUCAUAAGACCAAUUCAUCCCCCAACAUACCGUCGAGACACGUAAGGUCUUCGUCGCGUAAAGUAAUGACUGAACUUCCCAUCAUUCCUGAAACGAGCACUACGCCACAGACAGCCGGAGACUUUUACUUCAGUAACGAUUCCAACGAGUCCCUGAGUAAUUUUUCCGAAUACAUAUAUCUUCCAUCACCAUCAUUAUCUGCAAUCGCACCUACUUUUCAGCAUGGACCCAUCCGACUAUCCAAGUACGACCUAUUACCGGCCAUGAAAUUAAGCCAUGACGAGGAUCUCGAUUGGACAGCAUUCCAAAUGGCGAUCUCUGGCGGCGCUGGCGACCUGUUUUCAGAGAGUGAUGACGUGAUGCGCCAAAGGGAAGAAGAAGAGGUUGCCGACAUCGCCGCGUGGUGGGACUCGUGGCACUUUGAAAGCUCCGGGGAACUCGUCACCACAGAAUACGAGGCAUCAAGCCCUACGAGUACGCUGUCGGGAGAUGAGAUCCCGGACCUCUCGUAUAGCGAAAUCGACAGCGACAACCAGAAUAGCCCGCACCUCAAAUGGCAGAGUGCGCAACACAGAAUCAGCGCGGCGGGUUUACAUCUCGAUCUCGGGUUUACAAAGGAGAAGAGCCAUCUGUCGUCGCAAUACUACACAAAUGGACCGGGCGGCAAUGCGAAUGACGACACCUGGCCAAGAGAUGGCGAACAGAAACAAGCCGCAAUCAACCGUCAGAGUAUACAAAGCCUGCCGCCUAGCCCCAUGCUAGACUUACGGGUCAUUCGCAGCCCUAGCGGCGAUGAUUUGGACGUCGUGCCCAUGGGUUAUAAUCUGGGGCAUGACCUGGGCGACUUCUUGAAAUGGGAGGCCGAACACGCCUUUGCGGGCGAUUUCAAUUCAUCGCCCGGACUCAUGUAGAAACUACGAACGUCUCUCUCUUGAAUGUUUCUUUUAUUUUUGAGUGGUUGGUUGGAUUGGGAGUAACCGGUCUGGAUGUCCGCCACUGAUUUCGUUGCGUUUCACUGGUCCGGAGUCAAAUAUGGGGAAUAUAAUGGAAACGGCGCAUGAUUAGGUCCCUUGGAUAAAGGCGAUUGAUACCCUCAGCGAUGUUUGGCGGCGAUAGAGCAAACAUCUAUAGGCUCCCAAGGCUUUUUUUUUUUUUAACUUACUUGCCUAUCUACCUACCUACCUUGUACUACAUCUUUAUAGAUACUUAGGUAGCUACCACGCUCAUGCCGAGUGAAAAUAAAAAAUAAAAACCACGAUUCUACAUACGCAUUGAA